GUAUCUUAAUCUGGGCUGUUUGGGGAAUUUUUAUCCCGUGGAUCCCUUGGUAUGCCUGGAAUGUUUGCUUUUCCUACUGUGUGCGUGUGUUUGAGGCACUCCUGUAAAAACAAGGGCUUCCUGCCUGCCUUGUAAAUCUCUCCUUGAUUGGCAGAGUGGCCUUUGGUGAUUAAUCAAGGGGCACGCCGAGCUGACGCCCUCCAGGAGCUCGCUCCUUGCAAAUCCCCAAUCCCCGGCGGUGGGAGACCUGGGAAGGGACCCCGGGAGCUGGCUGCUCUCCAGAGCCGUGUGGUGACAUCGGUUUUCGGUGUCUCGGCGUGCCCGGUCGCUGUUGAGGUCCCCCGGGACGCCCUUGUCGGGUGGAAACGUGGCUCUGCCGCCGGCACGGACGGACAUGAGGACGGCGGAGGACUCGAACGGCACGGUGCUGCACCGCCUGAUCCAGGAGCAGCUGCGCUAUGGGAAUCUCACGGAGAACCGCACUCUGCUGGCCAUCCAGCAGCAGGCCCUGCGCGGCGGCGGCGGCGGCGCCGGGAGCCCCCGCUCCUCCCUGGAGAGCCUCAGCCCCGAGGAGAGCCAGAUGGUGCAGCAAUCCACGCGGCAGGAGCCGCAGGGCCAGGAGCAUCACUCCGACCACGUCUACCUGGAGAACAGCGUCUACCGGCUGUGCCCGCCCAAGGGCGAGGAGCUGCCCACCUACGAGGAGGCCAAGGCGCACUCGCAGCUCCUGGCGUCGCAGCGGGGCGCGGCGGUGCGCGCCGAGAGCGGGGCCCGGCGGCCCGACGAGGGGCUGAAGGAGCUGAGGCACGGCCACGUGCGCUCGCUGAGCGAGCGGCUGAUGCGGAUGUCGCUGGAGAGGAACGGGGCCAAGGCGCAGAGCCCCAUCAGCGCUUCCCACAGCUUCCCGCAGCUCUCCCGGCAGCAGCUCGCCCCCCUGCGCGGGCAGCAGCCCGAGGGCACGGAGCCGCGGGGACCGCCCCCGGAGUAUCCCUACGUGAUCCCUUCCCAGGACGCUUACCUGGCUGAAGCCCGACCCUGCUCCCGGGAAGGUGCUGGGUUUCAGCAUCCUGAGAUCAGGGUGCUGCCCAGCUCGGUGCCAGCCGCGUUCCUGCCGCUGUGUCCGGGCGCGCUGGGGCCGGCCGGCGUGGAGGCGCUGGUCAGCGCCCAGGCGGUGUCGGCCGGCAGCCGCCUGGCCCGGGCAGACGCCGUGCUGCGGGAGAACGAGAGGCUCCAGCGGGAGAGCGAGAAGCUGCGGCGGGAGCUGGAGAGCUGUGCCGAGAAGGCGAGCCGCAUCCAGAAGCUGGAGAGCGAGAUCCAGCGCAUCUCGGAGGAUUAUGAAAACCUCGUCAAGGCGUCUUCCAAGCGGGAAGCCUUGGAGAAAGCCAUGAGGAACAAGAGAGAUUGUGAGAUGCGACGGCUGCAGGAUUUCAACCGAGACCUGAAAGAGCGGUUGGAAUCGGCGAACAAGCAGCUGGCCAGCAAGAACCAGGAAAACCAGGAGAGCAACCAGGGCAGCGUGGCCAAACUCCUGGCACAGAGCUACGAGCACCAGCAGGAGAAGGAGAAGCUGGAGCGCGAGGUGUCCCUGCUGCGCAGCGCCAACGAGGACCAGCGGCGGCGGGCAGAGCUGCUGGAGCAGGCGCUGGGCAGCGCCCAGGCGCGGGCGGCCAAGGCAGAGGCCGAGCUCCGCAAGAAGCGAGCCUACGUGGAGAAGGUGGAGCGGCUGCAGGCAGCCCUGGGGCAGCUCCAGGCCGCCUGCGAGAAGCGGGAGCAGCUGGAGCUGCGGCUCCGCACCCGCCUGGAGCAGGAGCUGAAGAUGCUGCGGGCUCAGCAGAGGCAGGCGGGCACCGCGGGCGCGGGGACGCCGGAGCUGAGCGCCCACACGCUGUCGGAGCAGCUGAGGGAGAGGGAGGAGAAGAUCCUGGCGCUGGAGGCCGACAUGACCAAGUGGGAGCAGAAGUACCUGGAGGAGUGCACCAUGCGCCAGUUUGCCAUGGACGCCGCGGCCACGGCGGCCGCCCAGCGCGACACCACCCUCAUCAGCCACUCCCCACGGCACUCCCCCAACAGCAGCUUCAACGAGGACCUUCUCCUGGCCAGCCACAAGCACCAGGAGAUGGAGAACAGGUUAAAAGCCCUUCAUGCCCAAAUCCUGGAGAAGGACGCUGUCAUCAAGGUCCUGCAGCAGCGCUCGCGGAGGGACCCCAGCAAAGCCCUUCAGGGCUCCCUGCGGCCGGCCAAAUCCGUGCCCUCCAUCUUCGCUGCCUCUGCUGCCCCAAGCUGGCCAGGGGCUGGCCAGAGUGAGCGGGCAUCCGAGGGCAGCUCCCGUGGCAGCACAGAGUCUCCCCCAGCAGGCAAAGCCACCACUGAAGGGACAGCAGUGUCCAGUGCCCUUCCCUUGCCAUCCCACUCAAAGCACGGCAGCAAGGACGGCAGCACGCAGACAGACGGAGCGGCCGGGAGCAGCGAGCAGGGCGAGGGCACCGCAGCUCUGGAGAGCUCGGCUGCUGCCAGAGCCCUGGACCUGUCAGACAUGGUGGAGAUCCUGAUUUAAAGCCACCCGGGGCUGCCCAGUGGCUCCCACACCCCUCCUGCCAGCACGUCGGGAUGGAGAAGCAUCUGGGAAGGAGGGGCCGAGCCGGGAGCUCAGCGGUGUCCCCUCAGCUGUCUCGGCAGUGACUGUGGCAGGGUCACUGUCCCCCUCAGUGCCCACACGGGUCCCUGGCUGCGCAGGGCGCGCUGGAGCCCGGGGACCCCGCCGUGGCUCCAUCCUGGCUCUGUCCCAACUUCAUCCCCAUCCCAGCUCCCACUUCUGGGUCUUGGCCAUCUGCACCCACCCAGGUGCUUGGGUUCUGACUGCAAAAUCCCUCUCUGAUCACCCGAACUGUGCCCACAAGCUGGAGUCUCUGCACCAGGGCAGAGCUGGGAGGGCUCCUCUGUGGGUCCCCUCGACCACCCCCAUCCACGUGGCCAAACCAAGCACUGGGAGCACCAAACUUCCAUCACCCGCACCCUGCCUGUCACGGGUGGGUGAGAGCUUUGUGAUGGGGUGACAGUGAAACAAAAAUGACAAUGGAGGGGAUGAAGGGUGGAGGAAAAGCAGAGGUGAAAGGCUCCGAGGGUGCUGAUGGAGGCAGGGGGAUGUGCCACUCUUCUCCUGGCUGCAUCCCCCGGCUACUGGCAGCUGGCUUCUGCCCGUAGCCAGCACCAACAUCCUGCUCCUUGGAGCUUCCCAUCCUCGCCCUUCGUGUAAAUAUAUAUAUUUUUCUUUAUUUCUUUCCCCUUUCAACAUGUGCAUUUGCUGGCCAACUGCAUUUUUUAUUUUUCUCUCCCCAGACAUGUAAAAAAUGCGUUCGGUUCUCGUGCAUUGUUUACAAAAUGGAAAAGAAACAAAAAAUUAUGAAAGAGGAAAAAAAAACCCCAACCCCCAUGACUUAAUAUAUUUUAUAUUAAUAUUGGUAUUUCUUUUUAAGUAUUUUUUUCGUGCUGUGAACUUUUUUUCCUGCCAAAGACGACAAGUUCUCGUUUGUGCGUUUUAAGUUAUCUUUAAGUAUUUAAACAUAAACCUGGCUGUUUCGUUAUGCCACCCUAUACCGAGAUUGCUGUAGCAUUCCACUUGGUAUAACAAUAUUUUAAUAAAAAAACCCAAAUAUUGA
This is a messenger RNA of Passer domesticus (house sparrow), 3656 nucleotides long. It is a transcript of the gene AMOTL2, whose product is annotated as angiomotin like 2. The transcript has 10 exons. The record is from RefSeq and is a predicted model, not a curated record. NCBI's taxonomy places the organism in Eukaryota, Metazoa, Chordata, Aves, Passeriformes, Passeridae. Gene Ontology annotation, cellular component: plasma membrane; cytoplasmic vesicle; bicellular tight junction. Bases 395 to 2554 code for a protein of 719 amino acids. Gene Ontology annotation, biological process: establishment of cell polarity involved in ameboidal cell migration; angiogenesis; regulation of cell migration.